AUGUCUGAAUGGAGGUGCCUCGGCCAUGCCAGUGUUUUGCUGACCAUUCUCCUAGACCUAACACACCAGGGACCCCAUGGCUCUGCCUCGCCAACCAGCAAGUUGUUGAUGACGAGCUAUUCCGUACGUUCCACGGUGGUGUCGCGUUAUGCGCACACUCUGGUCACCUCUGUUCUCUUCAAUCCACACGAUGAAGCCCAUGAAGCCACCUUUGACCUGGAUCUUCCUCGCAUCGCCUUUAUCUCCAAUUUCACAAUGACCAUCGACAAUAAAGUCUAUGUUGCAGAAAUCAAGGAAAAACACCAGGCAAAGAAAAUCUAUGACAAAGCCUAUCAGCAAGGAAAGACAUCAGCUCAUGUAGGCAUGAGGGACCGGGAAUCAGAGAAAUUUCAAAUCUCCACUAGGCUGGCAGCAGGCACAGAGGUAACUUUUGUCCUGGCCUAUGAAGAACUUCUACAACGACAUCAGGGCCGGUACCAACUGGUGGUAAGCCUGAGACCUGGACAGCUGGUGAGGAAGCUGACUGUAGAAAUCACUGUGUCUGAGAGAACUGGCAUUGCCUAUGUGCAUAUACCUCCACUGAGGACCAACAACCAAACAGCGAGCACCAACAACCAAACAAGUGAGGGUGACUUACCCCCAUCUACCAGGAUACAGAGGGCAGAGACCUGUGUCCGCAUCACCUUCUCCCCAACACUGCAAGACCAGUCUGCCUUCUCCAGCUCAGGCAUCAUGGCUGACUUCAGAGUCCACUAUGAUGUGGUCAUGGAGGACAUCAUUGGAGACGUACAGAUCUAUGGUGGCUAUUUCAUUCACUACUUUGCCCCCAGAGGCCUCCCACCAGUGGAGAAGAAUGUGGUAUUUGUUAUAGAUGUCAGCGGCUCCAUGUUUGGAACUAAGUUGCAGCAGACUAAAAAGGCCAUGAACACAAUCCUCAGUGACAUGCAAGCCAGCGACUACUUCAACAUCAUUUCCUUUUCUGACAAAGUUAACAUCUGGAAAGCUGAAGGCUCAAUCCAGGCUACUGCUGAAAACAUUCAUAGUGCCAGGAACUACCUGAGUCGCAUGGAAGCAGAUGGCUGGACCGACAUCAACGCAGCUCUGCUGGCAGCUGCUUCAGUGCUGAACCAUAGCAACCAGGAGCCUGGAAAGGGCCGUGGUGUGGGGCAGAUUCCUCUUAUCAUGUUCCUGACAGAUGGGGAGCCCACAGCCGGCGUGACAACUCCCAGUGCGAUCCUUUCCAACAUCCGUCAGGCAUUGGGCCACAGGGUAUCUCUUUUCAGUUUGGCCUUUGGGGAUGAUGCUGAUUUCUCACUACUGCGCCGGUUGUCCCUGGAGAACCGGGGAGAAGCAAGACGCAUACACGAGGACGCUGAUGCAGCUCUGCAGCUAGAGGGUCUCUAUGAGGAGAUUUCCAAGCCUCUACUGGCAGAUGUGCGCCUGGACUAUCUGGGUGGUUUGGUUGGGACCUCCCCUAGGGCCCAUUUCCCUAACUAUUUUUGUGGUUCAGAGCUGGUGGUGGCUGGCAAGGUGCAACAAGGUGAGCAGGAACUGGGCAUCCACCUAGCAGCCCGUGGCCCCAAUGGUCAACUUCUUGUGGCCCGCCAUAGUGAAGAAGCCACCAACAGCAGCCAGAAGGCCUUUGGUUGCCCCGGGAAACCUGCCCUCAAUGUGGCCCACUUUAUCCGCCGCCUGUGGGCCUAUAUCACUAUUGGGGAACUGCUGGAGGCACGCUUCCAAGCCCGGGACCCUACCACUCGCAGACUGCUGGCUGCCAAAGCCCUCAACCUAUCCCUUGAAUACAACUUUGUCUCACCUCUGACCUCACUGGUUGUGGUACACCUCGAGAAGACCAAUGAAGUAUCCAGGAGCCAGCCAUCCACGACAGCUGAGGCAAGCAGAGUCACACCCUCACCCAGCAAAAGCCUUGGCCUGGGAGUAGGCACAGCUCAACCACCCUCGGUCCUCAAGGUCUCUCCCAAAUCAAAGCCCAUGAAGCCCAACUCAACUGUUACUGCCCCUAAAAGGAAGUCCAAAGAGCUGGGGGCACUAAGCCAGUCCUCUAAUGCCCUGCCAACAUCAGUACAACCAAAGCCCCAAAUUCCAACCCAAGAUUCCAGUACCUUGGCACUGCCAACUUUGAAGAUGAAACCUAUUGCCCCUGUGCCUUCAAGUUCUAAUGCCCCGUUACCUCUGAAGCCCAGCACUCCAUCACACCAGAAUCCUGGUGUGACAUCACUUAUUAAUUCUAGGACACGUGUCCUACCUCUGAACCCUGUCAGCCCCACCCAGCCCAAAGGUGACACUAUGAAGCAUUUUAAUCCGUUUACUCCUUCUGAAUUUCCGGCUUCAUCAGAUGCUCAGCCUACACCUGAUUCCCCAUCAUACCCUCAACCUGGGGAACCCAUAGCACAGUCACCACAAAGCCUGCCGCAGCCCAAGUCUGUCUCCACAUUUCAGAUAACCAAACACCCAUUACAACUCAGCUCCAAAGGUCUUGCUCCCAAGACUCCUUCAAAUUUACCAGACCCUAGAUCUGGGAUCAUCUUGCCCAAGUCUCCUAAAAUCCCUUCACCUCUUAAACCUAAUAUCUCAUCUCACCAAACUUCUACUAGCUUACUACGUUCCAAGUCCAGAACCCCAACUCCCCAUAACACCCAAAUUCCACUACCCGCCAGGGCCAGGGCAGUAGUUCUUCAAAGCCUCGACACAUCCUCAAGCACACUCUCAAGUUCCACAAGUCCCAGCAGUACUGUGGCCACGUCUCUUCCUGGGGAACCUCUCCCUUCUCCCUUUACCCCUACUCUGACCUCUCUGCUUCCUGCUGCAAGACUCUGGCAUCAGCAAGACUCACUGCUGGGACCCAAGAGCACCAGCACUCUCCCUGAGGCCUUCAGUCUUCAUCUUCUCCCAGAGAAGCUCCAGCUGCUGCCAGAGUCAGUGGUAGAGUCCAAGUUCAUGGAGUCCUUGAACCCACCAGUCUUCUAUACCUUCCUCACUCCUGACAAAGACGGAAGUCCACACUGGGAUGGCAAUUCUGAGGGAAUCCCGGGAGGAGCUGAACGUGAUAUGGACUCUAAGGAAAGUUCCAUGGAGCUAGUAAAAGGCACAUUGCCAGGCAUCUUCACCUUCUGGUCCUUUGUGGAUGGGGAUCCCCACUUUGUGGUCCACAUUCCUCACUCAGGAGAGAAGAUCUGCUUCACACUGGAUGGGCGCCCAGGGGACCUACUGCAACUCAUAGAGGACCCUAGGGCAGGGUUGCGUGUGAGUGGCAAGUUGCUUGGAGCACCGCCAAGACCAGGCCACGAGGACCAGACCCGUACAUACUUCCAGAUCAUCACAAUCACUUCAGAUAAACCCCGGGCCUACACUAUUACAGUAAACCGCAGUUCCAUAUCUGUGCAUGGUGAGGGCACCUUGAUCUUACCCUGGAACCAGCCUGCCCUGGUGAAGAAGCCCCAGCUGAAGCUCCAUGUGGCUUCUGCAACCCAUCUCACCAUCCAACUUGGGCCCCACCUCAACUUCCUCAUCCUUCGCCACCACUACAGACACCCUAGCAUACUACAGCUACCCCAUUUGGGGUUUUAUGUGGCCAAUGGCUCAGGCCUCAGCCCCUCAGCCCGUGGCCUGAUGGGACAGUUUCAGCACCCAGGCAUCCAGCUGGUAACAGGACCUACUGGGUCUUAUUUACAGAAGCACCAUGGCCCAGAUGUGCCAGUGGUACUAGGCAAGAAGCUGCUGAAAGAAUCAUCAAGGCUUCGUCCUCGCUGGACUUCAUGCUGGCUGGUGAAACGCUCUCAUGUCGAACAGCUGCUGGGCCAGCCCUACCUUGCCUAUGUUCUGUGA
This is a messenger RNA of Chionomys nivalis (European snow vole), 3846 nucleotides long. RefSeq names its product inter-alpha-trypsin inhibitor heavy chain family member 6 (gene Itih6). Gene Ontology annotation, biological process: hyaluronan metabolic process. The record is from RefSeq and is a predicted model, not a curated record. The coding region runs from base 1 to 3846 and encodes 1281 amino acids. The transcript is spliced from 14 exons. NCBI's taxonomy places the organism in Eukaryota, Metazoa, Chordata, Mammalia, Rodentia, Cricetidae. Gene Ontology annotation, molecular function: serine-type endopeptidase inhibitor activity.